Arachis duranensis is the source of this 984-nucleotide messenger RNA. RefSeq names its product signal peptidase complex subunit 2. The record is from RefSeq and is a predicted model, not a curated record. Gene Ontology annotation, cellular component: signal peptidase complex; membrane. Gene Ontology annotation, biological process: protein targeting to ER. NCBI's taxonomy places the organism in Eukaryota, Viridiplantae, Streptophyta, Magnoliopsida, Fabales, Fabaceae.
ACUACAAGCAAUACUUCUAAGUUAUUACAGAACCCUCAAAACUGAAGAGUGUUGAAUUUGAAACUUGAAAACGCUGAGAUUCAUCGUCUCCGGGUCAAGCCAGGUCUUCGAUACACAACCCAACAAAACAAUUCAGAUUCGAACAAAAAAUGGCCUCUAAAUCUGCCAAGAAAGCCAAUCUCUUAGAUCACCACUCCAUCAAGCACAUCCUUGACGAGUCCGUUUCCGAGGUUGUGACGAGUCGUGGAUACGUGGAAGACGUGAGAUUGAGCAACGUGAGGCUCCUAGUUGGAACCAUAAUCAUCGUCAUUGCUCUCUUCGCUCAGUUUUAUAAGAAGAAGUUCCCUGAGAACAGGGAUUUCCUCAUUGCCUGCAUCGGAUUGUAUGUAGUCUUCAAUGGGUUGUUGCAGCUGAUCAUAUACACCAAGGAGAAGGAUGCCAUUCUGUUUACCUAUCCUCCAGCUGGGUCCUUUACCAGUACCGGUUUGGUAGUUUCCUCCAAGUUGCCUCGAUUUUCGGACAUGUACACCCUCACCAUAGCAAGUGCAGAUCCAAAAUCAGUUUCUGCACAGGAACCAGUCCAUUUGACCAAGAGUGUUACUCAGUGGUUCACGAAGGAUGGAGUCUUGGUUGAGGGCCUCUUCUGGAAGGAUGUUGAAUCUUUAAUAGACCAAUAUACCAAAGAACCAAAGAAGAGCAAGUAAUUUGAGUUCGUUAUGGAGGAGGGUAAAAGAAAAAACCAUAUCUGGAUCUGGUUUAUAAUUCUAUACAUUUUUAAUAUUUAGGAUGGAAAUGAGGGGAUAAAACAGUCACCAGCUUUAGAACACAUUCAUUCCCAUAUUGCAUCUGGUUAUCUGGUAGAGGGAGAUUGAACUUAGAUUUUUAUUUAUUUUCCUAAAAUCCAUUUACUUUUAGCUCUUUGGACAAAGAUACUCCUCACCUUGGAUCAAUAAAGUUAAAAGUGCGACCCAUCUUCAUUUUAUU